Colletotrichum acutatum is the source of this 1629-nucleotide messenger RNA. RefSeq lists its product as uncharacterized. The coding region runs from base 163 to 1482 and encodes 439 amino acids. Lineage: Eukaryota; Fungi; Ascomycota; Sordariomycetes; Glomerellales; Glomerellaceae. The record is from RefSeq and is a predicted model, not a curated record. The transcript has a single exon.
CUUUGACUCCCGACUUACACAUCUUUUGAUACGCACCUCUGACUCUGCGGUAAGAGCUCAGUCUUCACCGCCGGCCCUGCAACACCAUCAAGCAACGUCCCGGCUGAAAGAAGCCCAGCUACUACACUAUCAUAAACACAACACAUACUCUGAACUCGGAACAUGUCUAGAUUACGAAAUUGCACACGAGCCGCGGUGCUCUCCAUCCUCAUUGCCUCCGCUCAUGCCGCCUCUAUCCCCUCCGUCUUUGGGCGACAAGACAACACAUGCGCCGCCUCGGGCUUUACCUCCUGCGGCAACGGCCUCCCGGGAAACUUCUGCUGUGGUAUGGGCAAGAAAUGCAUCACUCUAGCCGGGAACACCACCGUUCUCUGCUGUCCCGAAGGCGAGAGCUGCGACAGAAUCUCGCCCAUCACAUGUAACAUCAACCUCCAAGAUCCCGUGGCACACCCCGAUGCCUCCAUCAAGACCACUGUCCUCAACGGCAAACUCGCAACCUGCGGCGACAGCUGCUGCCCAUUUGGAUACAGCUGCAAUAGCCUGUCGCAGUGCACGAAAGAUUCGGACCAGACCAAAGCACCAGAGGAAGCGUCUACCCCUGUUCCAAAGCCGACGUCGACAGCCACCGCCGUCCCGAGCGUGAUUCCGACGACCAUCGCCGCCAGCACGACGCCCGCGGGUGAUAACAACAAUAACACUAACGACAACGGCGACAGCGACAACAAAAACGGCACCUUCCCCACCGCCAUCGUCAUCGGCUCCCUCGUAGGCCUCCUCGUAGGCGUAGGUCUCGGCGUCGCCCUCCUCCUCUUCUGCGCCCGCCGUCGUCGCCGCGGACCCCCUCCACUAAGCGAGAAGGAACGCGGCGGUAGCGGUGGCCCUCGUCCGUCGACAUCGACCUCGUCUUUUGGAAACAUCAUCUCGGAACCCAUCCCCAUCACGGAUCACGCCACCGUGCGGACGGACUUUAUCCUAAAGACCCCAUCCACGACGCACUCCCGCUCGCGAAGCGACUCCGGCUUCGUCACCUCGCCCGCGGGGUCCACCCCCAACAAGGGCCACAACCGCCUCUCCUCGACGGCGACGACGCUGGCGCACCAUCCCAUCGGUCUCGCGCGCAGCGACUCGGCCCCGCGCACGCCGCCCGGGAGGGGAGCAGGCACCGGAGCCGUCGCUCCCAUCAGGGGCAUGCGUCCCAACUCCGGGUCCAGACGUCUCCAGCCGCCCAACGUGCCAAACCCGCUCGCCCCGCCGAAGCCGGGGUACAUCAACAAUAGCAACAAUCAAUCCCACCUCCAGCGCGAGCCGAGCAGCGAGAGCAUCAGCGUGUUCGCGGACCCGCGGACAGUGGGCGGGCGGCCUGGGGUGAAGAGGAACACGACGUUCACGGAGAUGAUGGAGGAGGCGGAGCUUGGUGACGUGCGGAGGGGGAAGCCCUACGUGCCGUAUACGCCGCAGAUGCCGUCGCAGGGUGGUCGAUGAUCGAUUUGCCUCAAGGGGGCUGAGGGGGCGAUGGAUGUUGAGUUUGUCUUUCUUGAUGAUAUUGAAGUUUUUGUAAUGUCGGCAAUACUUGCUCCUUCGCUUCUUCUUCCUUUGUUUCCUUCUUCACCCUCUUUUCAUAUUUUUAAG